AGUUUUUCAUAAACGCCGUAGUAUCGUGAUCUACUUUAUCGCCACAUAUCAUUCUUACAUAACACAGUCGAGAACGAUAGUAUCAUGGAUGUAAGUGUCGUCAUUUAGACCGAGCCAGACGUAGAUCAUGAAUCUAAAACCGAGUGAAAUACGCUACACGCAGGACACGGUCAGCAAUGUUUUCGGAAAGAAGUCUGAACACAACAAUACAACGUUAGGCGAAACAUUAGACGAAAUCUUGACAACGUCUAUUCAUCAGCUUCCGAAAAUCACAGUUUGUAAAAUAGGAGAACAUUGGUAUAGUUUCGACAAUCGGCGACUGUGGGUACUUAAAAAGGUGGAAGAGUUGGGAAAAUGUACGGUAAUUCCAGUGAUAAUAUCAGAAACAUUUCAGCAUAACAAGUUCACGACAAAAAAUGGCGGAAGGACUGUGAAGAUAAUAGGGGGAGACGUAGGAGGAACACUCCGGAAACAGCUGUUGUAUUCUCGUCACAGUGAAUCACAACAAACUCAGCUGCAUCCAAUAGUGUCCAAUUCAGAACAGGCAGAAAAACCUUCGAAACGUCGGACCAAAAGCUCAAAAGCAUCCAGAGUCAAAGCUUCAAAACAACAUAUAUCUAAGAAAUCGUUAGCGCCGGCAGGGAAACCUUCAAAAUAUUUGAUCAGAAACUCUUUAUUAGCGUCAGGAAAAACUUCAAAACUACAUGUGCCCAAAGUAUCAUCGGCAUCUACAGGUAUACCGUUAAAACACCUGGCUAGGGACUCUUCUGGAUUUGCGGGAAAUCCAUUGAAUCAAAUUCCGAAUGUUCUUUCAGUAUCGACAAGCAAAUCUUCAAAACAGAAUUUGUCAAAAGUAUCCUCAGCAACGGCAGGGAAACCCUCGAAACAUGUGUCCAAGAUAUCGCCAACAUCUACAGGGAAACCUUCAAAACAUUUGGGCAAAAACUAUUCAGCACCCACAAGCAAAGCUUCAAAACACAAUAUGUCUAAAAAAUCGUUAGCGCCGACAGGGAAACCUUCAAAACAUUGUAUUAGGAUUUUUUUACUUGCGACAGGAAAAACUUCAAAACAACAUGUGCCAAAAGUCUCCUCGGCAUCUACAUGGAAAUCGUCGAAACACCUGUCCAAGAACUCUUUUGGAUCUGCGGGAAGUCCCCUGAAUCAAAUUCCCAAUGUUCCUUCAGCAUCGACAAGCAAAUCUUUAAAACAAGAUUUGUUCAAAAUAUCCUCAACAACAGCAGGGAGACCCUCGAAACAUGUAUCAAAGGACUCUCCAGCAACAGCAGAGAAACCCUCCAAAUAUGUAUCCGAGGACUCUUCAGCAUCGACAGGUAAGCCCUUGAAAUCUGUAUCCAAGGACUCCUCAUCAUAUACAGGGACACUCUCGAAACAUGUAUCCAAGGACUCUUCAGCAUCGACAGGGAAAUCAUCGAAACAUGUAUCAAAGGACUCUCCAGCAUCGACAGGGAAGCCCUUCAAAUAUGUAUCCAAGGACUCUUCAGCAUCGACAGGGAAUCCCUCCAAAUAUGUAUCCAAGGACUCUUCAGCAUCGACAGGGAAGCCCUUCAAAUAUGUAUCCAAGGACUCUUCAGCAACGCCAGGGAAACCUUCCAAAUAUGUAUCUAAAGACUCUUUAGCUACGACAGGGAAACCCUUGAAAUAUGUAUCCAAGGACUCCUCAUCAUAUGCAGGAACCCCCUCGAAACACCAGUCCAAUAACUAUUCUGGAUCUGCGGGAAAUCCCUUGAAUCAAAUGCCCAAUGUUCCUUCAGCAUCGACAAGCAAAUCUUUAAAACAAGAUUUGUUCAAAAUGUCCUUAGCAACGACAGGGAAACCCUCGAAAUAUGCAUCCAAGGACUCUUCAGCAUAUGCUGGGAAACCCUCGAAAAAUGUAUCCAAGGACUCUACAGCACCGACAAGUAAAACUCCAAAACAAACUGUAUCCAAAACAUAUGCAGUACCAACAGAAAAAAGUUCUAACCAUAUGUCAAAAAGCUCUACAUGGAAACCUUCGAAAUAUUUGCCCAAGGAUAUCUCGACACCAACACAAACGACGUCACAACCAAAUGUAUCUAAGAUCUUUUCAAUGUCUAUAGCGAAACAUCAGAAACGUCUGUGUAAGACCUCUUCAGCGCCAUCAGGAAAAACUUUGACACAAAGCUUAGUAAAAGUCUCUUUAUCGUCUGCAAGAAACCUUUCUAAACACCAGUCAAAGGAGUAUUCAGCAACAGCAGGGGAAAAUAAAUCGAUACAAAAUAUAUCUAAACUGGCGGCAACGGCUCCUACUCGUAUGUGCAAGGUCGGUUCAACAACGACAGGUAAACCUUCAAAAAAUCUGCCAAAUGUCUGUUCAGCUUCUGCGAGAAAACCCUCAAUGAAUGCGUCCACGUUUUCUCCAUUUACAGCAGGGAAACCUCCAACACAUCAGUCUCCUAAAGGAAAUCAGAAAAUGAGGAAGAAAAAGAAAUAAAACGGACAAAUGACGGAAAAUCGAAUUUGACGAUUGAAAUAUGAACAUUCAACUUUACAUAUUCUCACACCGGAAAUAAACUUUCAUCUCCUCACGGUUUUUAUACCGAUAUACAAUUACAAAAUACAAUAGCAAAAACCUUGUUUAAAUCAUGUAUAUAUGUAUCCUGUAUUGUAAACUCAAUGUUCAUCAGACUACCAGUUUAUCAAACUUUAUAAUUCCUCCUUACUAUAAAAGGGGUUUAUCACUAUGUACCUGUCACAUAUACCAAAGUUCUUUUCACCGCCCCUUAAAAUGCGGUGUAUUACUAAACGCUUGUAAAUAAUGCGUUCCAUGAAUCAAAGUGUACUAGUAUGCGAAUGAUUUAACGUACUGGUGUCAGUUUUUUAAAUAAAAAUAUCUGAACCAGAA
Molecule: messenger RNA, 2881 nt
Organism: Mizuhopecten yessoensis (Yesso scallop)
Lineage: Eukaryota; Metazoa; Mollusca; Bivalvia; Pectinida; Pectinidae
Product: flocculation protein FLO11-like
Exons: 2
Coding region: 128-2470 (780 amino acids)
Source: RefSeq, a predicted model, not a curated record